Salpingoeca rosetta is the source of this 4270-nucleotide messenger RNA. RefSeq lists its product as uncharacterized. The coding region runs from base 131 to 4270 and encodes 1379 amino acids. NCBI's taxonomy places the organism in Eukaryota, Choanoflagellata, Craspedida, Salpingoecidae. The record is from RefSeq and is a predicted model, not a curated record. The transcript is spliced from 9 exons. Gene Ontology annotation, cellular component: nucleus.
GGCUGGCACAGCGCACUUUCCAUCUUGUUUGUGCUUCCACACCAUUAUCGCACUGACACCGCGUACACACAAACCACGUCCUCAUCCGUCUGUGGCUUCAUCGAUCAGCACCAAAGCGCGAAGAACUGCAAUGGCAGACCGUGUCGCAGCCACCAUGGCUGCACCAUCGAAACCAGCCACCGCUGCAGCCGUGCCCAAUGGCAGCAGCGAAGGCGGGCGAAGACGUUCGCGUCGUGGUGGACAGAAGAAGAAAAAGCCGCAGCAGCACCAGCAACAGCAGCAAGCGGAUGAAGCGCCAGCCAGGCAAGACAAGCCGCAGCAGCAUGCGCGCAACCAAGGCAAGCAACAGCAGCAACAACAGCAGCAACAGCAGCAACAGCAACAGCAAAAGCCCGAGCAGCCAUCUGACGACCGCAAGAAGCCGCGUGGUCGAGGUCGUCGUGGUGGUCGCGGUUCCAAGCCUGCUUCGGCAUUGUCAACCGAGCCACCUGCCGCUGCAGUUGAUGGUGGUGCUGCGUCCAAGGCAAACCAUGCCAAUGGGGAUCAAGUGGCCAAGGCCGAUGAUCCCUCCAUCGAGCAGCGUGGGUCCUCUCGCCGCCGCCAGCGCCAACGCGGCAGCCGCGGCAAGAAUCAAGCGCAGCAAUCCAAGCGCGACAACCGGCAACCAGAGAACGGCACCAGCGGCAAGGCACCUCCCGUGGUCACUCCCCACGAAUCGGGCUCGCUUGAAGUCGGCAGCAGUGCCUCUGACAUCGUCAAGCAACAGCAGCAGCAACAGCAGCAGCAGCAGCAGCCGCGUGAGCGCCGUGCGCGCCGUCGCGGUGGUGCCCAUCGCCAGCGCAAGAACCAAAAAGGUGAAGCUGACCAGCAAGAGGGGGAGGUUGCCGCUGAGCACCAUCAAGUCACUGCUGACGAGAGUGCUGACAGCAAAGGCACCGGCACCGCAGAUGUGCAGACUGCAGUGGCUCCACCUGAACUCAAGGGAGAGAAUGAGCAAGCUGAAGAACAAGGACAAGAACAAGAGGAAGAACAAGAAGAUCAGCAGUUCCAAACGGAAACGGAAGCUGCCGCACUCAGGGAACAGAGAGACGACGACGGUGUUGCUGGCGAGGAGACGCCUGCAGUCACGGAGGAUGCCAGCAGCAGCAUUCUGGAUGCAUCCGUGCACGACCUUGUGCCGCCCAUCUCGCUCCGCGCGCUGUACACGUACUUCACUGCCCAGGUGGAGCGGGCAGCGGAGGCAGAGCAAGGGGAAGAGCAAGAGCAACACGAAGUUGAGAUGGCGGAGGACGAUGACGAUGAAGUUGUGGCGGAGGCAGCUUCUGCACCUCUCACUGAAGCCGGCGAUGGUGAUGCCGAUGGGGAUGAGGGGAAUGAAGAGGCACUGACGGCUGCCGUGCCCGAGGAAGCAGGUGAGCAGGACGACAAGCAAGCGGAACUGGAGCGCCAGCAGGCAGACGGAGUCGCCGUCACUUCACGUCGUGCCGUGCCUGUCGAUGCGUGCGACGCAGCAGCAGCAGCCACCACGCUUCCAUCGCCGCCAGAAAACCCGCUCCCACCGGUGCUGUUCAAGCGCAUGCGCACCGUCAACAAGCGCAAGGCGCGCAUCACGCGGCUUGAGGAGGCGUGCCGCACUCGGCCGGACAUGAAGUUGAGCCGGGAGGAAAAGGUCGCCAUUGCCCGCAAGCGGGAGGUGGAUGCACGCAUCACGCUGCUCGAAGAGAUCUCAGACAACGUCGACGCGCACAUCGCCCAGACAAAGGCCUUUGAGCAAGAGCUCCAGUCGCACGUGGAGAAGCUGGUCUCCAGCGCCAUCACGAAAUGCUGCGAUGAUUUUGCACUUGUGCUCCUAGGGGCGACGGCUUUGAACAACGACCGCCUGCCCGCAAUCUGCCACGAGCCCAUGCGCUCCUUUCUCGAUCGUUGCACGACUCGCGCCGCCGCUGCGGAGGCGCUGCGCUCGUACGUGUGCAUGGACGCUGCAGCGAAGAAGACACCAACAGCAGCAGGCGAGCCGCAGGAGGACAUCGAAAGCGACAACAACAACGAUGCUGCUGGGAAAGCAACAGCUGCCGUAGGUGCUGUCGACAACGAUAGCGACAACGACGCGUCCCUGCUGACGGGUGUUGUGAAGCAGAUGCUUCGCACACUCGACAUACAGGGGCAGCUCGCAACGUCUCUCAGCACGUCGUCACUUUCGUCUUCAGCGCCCUUGAGUGAUGCAGAGGACAGCGGCGAUGAAGAUGCAGCCGAAGAGGAGAAGCAAGAGAACGAAGAAGAACAAGAAGAACAAGAAGAACAAGAAGAAGAAGAAGAGAAAGUUUCAUCUGCCGUGAUCACUUCUCCUGCGGUGACGCUGCCGGGCGCCGCGUAUGUGUCUGCGCCAUUUGAUGUUGUCAUUGGCGGUGUGGACGAGCCUGAUUUGCCGAUGGGCGAUGAUGGGGAUGACGUGCAUGCGACGGCAGACAGCGAGCGUGGUCUUGGCGAAGCUGUUGGCGAAGGGGAUCAAGAGGUGGUCGAGGCGGAGGAGGAACAAGAGACCGUACAGGGAGAUGCAGAGGACGGGGAGGAGCUGGUUGACGAGAACACGGCCGUGGACAUGUCUCUGUUUGACGAUCCAGCCAUCAUGGGCGUGGGCGAGCACGAUGACAGCACGGACACCAACAAUGUCGAUGGUGGCGAGGCAGGUGUGCAGCAGGACGAGGCAGCGCUUGCACGCGCUGUGUCGUACGUUGAUGACGACGACGAAGGUGCAGUGGUGGUGAUGGUCAAGUCGCCAGCCACAACCGCCACGACAGGCACUGUUGUGGACGAGAGUGGCGAGCAGCAACCGGACCUCGUCGACACGGAUCGGUCUGCCACUGCCACUGGCGACAUCAAGCCUGCAGGCGACUACGACGGUGCUGGGGAAACGCAGGCCAGGGAUGAGGCAAGCACCACAUCCCCUCCACGCGUCCGCCAGCAACAGCAACAGCAACAGCAACAACAGCAACAACAGCAACAACAGCAGCAACAGCAGCAACAGCAGCCGUUUGCAAUGAUGGAUGAGCGCGGCGGGGCGCCCGGAAUGCCGGUCCCCUUUUUCGGCAGUGAGCAGAUGAUGGCAAUGCACCCGUCUGCGCAGAUGGCGUUUGCGCUCGCCCAGCAGCAGUAUGGCAUGUUUGGAAUCCCGCCCGCAAUGAUGGGCAACCCGUACGCAAUGCCCGCACCGUAUGGCCAGGCAGCAGCAGCCGCCAUGCACAUGCACAUGCACAUGGCUCAGCGCAUGCACUCGCACCACCAGCGGGGCCACCCACAGCAGCAGCAGCAGCAGCAGCAGCACCAACAACAACACCAACAACACCAACAACAAGAACAACAACAACAGCAGCAGCAGCAGCACCAACAACAACAACAACAAGAACAACAACAACAGCAGCAGCAGCAGCAGCAGCAACAACAAGAACAACAACAAGAUGGUGUGGAUGAUGGCUUUGAGCAGUCGAUUAAGGAGAGCGGUGCUGCUGACACCAUGACAGCGGUGGAGGACGUGCCAAUCUCCUCAUCACGCGAAGAAGCGUCUGCUGUGCAAAACGAGACACCCUUUGCCACUCAGCAGCAGGACGAUGCCAGCAGUGGCACAUAUGCGCCGACAACAACCACCAAUGCAGUUGCUGAUGGUGAUGACGAUGUUGAUGGCAGCAUCAGCGGGGGUGCACGUGGUGAUGUGAACCAGCAUCGCCACAACGCGCCAUUCCCAACCUCUGGCGGGGCCACCAACAUGCCACUUGGCGCACCGUUCCCGCCACUGCCGCUCCUGCCAAACAUGGGCGCCUUUCCACGCCACCCUCAUCCCCAUUCCCACCAACAGCACCGCCAUCAGCCACCUUUCCCCCAACAACAGCAGCAGCAGCAGCAGCAGCAGCAGCGUCAAGCACCCUUGCGUCUCUUCGCGCGCAGUGAGCACAGCAGUGAAGUGACAGGAGGAGAUGACACAGGCCCAUCCCAGUACACAGAUGCCUAUGCAUCCUCCAACCAGCAGCAGCGUUCGUCGCAGGACGCAGACCACGCCGGCUUUUCGCGCGAUUUCUCUCCCGCUGCACGCAACCAGCAGCAGGGGCAGGUUACACUGCUUCCCGCCAUCGCCAUCCUGGCCCUCAUAUCCGCUCCCCAUCGCUUCCUCACCGUCACUUCCUUCAAGACCAUCACCAUCACCGUGACCAUCAUCACUAUCACCAUUGAUAUCGACCCCAAAGCCGACAGCAUGAAAGACAUGCAGCAAAUGCCAUAG